Molecule: messenger RNA, 1270 nt
Organism: Phragmites australis (common reed)
Lineage: Eukaryota; Viridiplantae; Streptophyta; Magnoliopsida; Poales; Poaceae
Product: probable xyloglucan endotransglucosylase/hydrolase
Exons: 3
Coding region: 98-991 (297 amino acids)
Biological process (GO): xyloglucan metabolic process; cell wall biogenesis
Cellular component (GO): cell wall; apoplast
Molecular function (GO): xyloglucan:xyloglucosyl transferase activity; hydrolase activity, hydrolyzing O-glycosyl compounds
Source: RefSeq, a predicted model, not a curated record
GGUCUCAGCAUCCAGCCACCACCAGUGGCCACUGCUACUUGGUACUUGACAGGCCAAAGAACCUAGCACGAGGAAACAGGGGAGCUAGCCUCGGGCGAUGGGGUCCGCACGGUGGCUCCUGGCCGCGGCGGCGGCGGCCGUGGUGCUGCUGGCGGGAGGCGCGAUGGCGGCGGCGCCCCGGAAGCCGGUGGACGUGCCGUUCCAGAAGAACUACGUGCCUACGUGGGCGCAGGACCACAUCCACUACGUGGACGGCGGGCGGGAGGUGCAGCUGUACCUGGACAAGUCCACGGGGACGGGGUUCCAGACCCGGGGCUCCUACCUCUUCGGCCACUUCAGCAUGCACAUGAAGCUCGUCGCCGGCGACUCCGCCGGCACCGUCACCGCCUUCUACCUGUCGUCGCAGAACUCGGAGCACGACGAGAUCGACUUCGAGUUCCUGGGGAACCGGACGGGGCAGCCCUACAUCCUGCAGACGAACGUGUUCACCGGCGGGAAAGGGGACCGGGAGCAGAGGAUCUACCUCUGGUUCGACCCCACCAAGGAGUACCACUCCUACUCCGUCCUCUGGAACCUCUACAUGAUCGCGUUCUUCGUGGACGACGUGCCGAUCCGGGUGUUCAAGAACAGCAGCGCUGACCUGGGUGUGCGGUACCCGUUCAGCCAGCCGAUGAAGCUCUACUCCAGCUUGUGGAAUGCCGACGACUGGGCGACCCGCGGCGGCCGCGAGAAGACGGACUGGUCCCGGGCGCCCUUCGUCGCCUCCUACCGCGGCUUCCACGUCGACGGCUGCGAGGCCUCCGCCGAGGCCCGGUACUGCGCCACCCAGGGCACCCGGUGGUGGGACCAGCAGGAGUUCAGGGACCUCGACGGCGCGCAGUACCGCAAGCUGCGCUGGGUCAGGGACAGCUACACCAUCUACAACUACUGCACCGACCGGGACAGGUAUCCGGCCAUGUCUCCCGAGUGCAGCCGCGACCGCGACGUCUGAUCGAUAACCCCCGCGCAUCGAGAUUCGCGUACGAGCGAGUUUCUGUGGUUUUAAGUUUGUUUUGGCGAUUGGUAAUUUGGUAUUGUCAUCAUCUUGCCGAGGGUGCUGCUUAGUUUGUUAUCAGCAGCAGCAGCAGUCCGUGUAUGCUACUUACUGUGUGUGAGGUUCAUGAUCUUCAGAGAGGCCGUGGCAUGUGCGUGUGCGAGCACAUACAUGGAUACUACUGUGUUGUGUGGUCUCAGAGCAGAAUCAAUUGAUAUUGGCAUUGCAUUGGUGUAA